Prunus armeniaca (apricot) is the source of this 1332-nucleotide messenger RNA. Lineage: Eukaryota; Viridiplantae; Streptophyta; Magnoliopsida; Rosales; Rosaceae. The record is from the annotation of a GenBank genome assembly.
AUGAAAUUUAGGGCUUCACAUGGAGUCCUUAUAUUCUCUCACUCUACACACCUCAAUUCCCUCCAUAACCAGCGACGCUGCUUCGCUUCAUUUCUUAAAAAACUCCAUAAACCCACUCAAGCUCGCUCCUUUUCCAAUGGCGGAGGUGGUAGUUCUAAAGGUGAUUCUUUUCUCUUGCCUGGUGCAACGGUGGCUACAUUGCUUAUGCUUGGUGCUCUACAUGUUCGUCGGAUGUAUGAUGACAGGAAGGUUGAGGAGGCACGGGAGAAGGGAACGGAAUUUGAGUUUCAACCUGAUGUAAAAUCUACAUUUUUAAGAUUGCUGCCUUUGCGCUCCAUUUCCAGAUGUUGGGGUUUAUUGACUAGUGUGGAAAUCCCAGUCUCUCUACGUCCGUAUGUUUAUGGAGCUUGGGCUCGAGCAUUCCAUUCAAACUUGGAAGAAGCAGCUCUCCCUCUGGAUGAAUACACGUCUUUACGAGAGUUCUUUGUUCGCUCCUUGAAAGAAGGUUCCCGGCCUAUUGACCAUGACCCACGAUGUCUGGUUAGUCCUGUGGAUGGUACUGUAUUACGAUUUGGGGAGCUUAGAGGAGCAGGGGCUAUGAUUGAGCAAGUCAAAGGUUUUUCUUAUUCAGUUUUUUCCCUGCUCGGUGCAAGCUCAUUUCUUCCUUUGAUAGCUAAAGGAGAUGUGCAUGAGGAGAGUAGUGAACCAGAAAAUGCUUCCAGGGAGAAGAGUAAGAAGUCAUGGCUGAGAGUUUCAUUGGCUUCUCCUAAAGUUUGGGACCCUGUAUCAGCAUGUCCUAUGAAAGGCCUCUUUUACUGUGUAAUUUACUUGAAGCCUGGAGACUAUCAUCGCAUACAUGCACCAGCUGAUUGGAAUGUUCUUGUCCGCCGUCAUUUUUCUGGUCGUCUACUUCCUGUAAAUGAACGUGCUACAAGAACUAUCAGAAACCUUUAUGUUGAGAACGAACGGGUUGUGCUUGAAGGUUUAUGGAAAGAAGGAUUUAUGGCACUUGCUGCUGUUGGAGCAACGAAUAUUGGUUCAAUUGAGCUUUCCAUUGAACCAGAACUUUGGACAAACCAGGCAAGAAAGAAGUUACUGCACUCAGAGCCUCCAGAAGAACGGAUAUAUGAACCUGAUGGUAUUGGUAGGACGCUCAAGAAAGGAGAUGAGGUAGCCGCAUUCAACAUGGGAUCAACUGUUGUGCUUGUCUUCCAGGCUCCCAUAUCACUAUCACAAGAAAAUGGGGAUUCCUCAUCAGAGUUCAGGUUUUCGGUCCAACGUGGGGAUAGAGUCCGUGUUGGGGAACCCUUAGGGAGGUGGCAGGAUCAGUAG